Aspergillus ibericus CBS 121593 is the source of this 748-nucleotide messenger RNA. RefSeq lists its product as uncharacterized. Gene Ontology annotation, biological process: protein phosphorylation. The record is from RefSeq and is a predicted model, not a curated record. NCBI's taxonomy places the organism in Eukaryota, Fungi, Ascomycota, Eurotiomycetes, Eurotiales, Aspergillaceae. The coding region runs from base 133 to 603 and encodes 156 amino acids. The transcript has 2 exons. Gene Ontology annotation, molecular function: ATP binding; protein kinase activity.
GGCCAGAUCGGUCCGAAAUGCCAUGGCUGGCUCACGAUUACCAGAGAGCAGGAACAAGCUCUAGACAAUAGGUUUAACUUGACAAACGGGUAUACUUCGACCGAUAUUGGGUUGAUCUACGAGUAGAAGAAAAUGGACCGUCGCCAGUGGUUAGGCUUUCGUCAAUCACCGGAGAAAACAUCCGACCCCGUUCGAGGCUUGUUACUCGAUUAUAUCGACGGUACUGGUAUUGCAAACGGCACUUUGAAUGCGUCAGGGGCAUCUAACCUGCGAAGCCAACUAGAUCGUCUUCAUUCCCUGGACAUUGCCCAUGCGGACUUGUACCCGCGGAAUAUGAUGGUGUCGAAAGAUGGAGAUCCAUAUCUGAUAGAUUUCAGCUCAGCGAAACUGUGGCCUUGCCGAGGCUUCCAGAAGAAGAAGAAGAAGAUAUUUGAUGGAUACCUGAGAGAGGAGAACUCCGCACUGGAGUACUACUUGUUCCAACUCCAAAAGCUGAAACGCCAUCGUGGGUUGAAGAUCAGCGAUGCCAAAAGCGACGAGGAUGCCUAUGGUGGCGAGGUCCCGUGGACCGUUGAAGGGUUUAAGGACGAGUUCAUUGACUGAAGAUGCACCUAUACCCUAUGUUCGUCCUGGAGGCUGAAGAAACAUCAGAGUACUUCAUCUUUCUACCGGUUGGCUAUUGUCUCACCCAGAUGAUUCUGGCUUCUUCCAGUUCCUGCGCGGGUGGAUUCUUACUAUGAACCCUCGA